AUGGACACCGGUUGCUUUGUUCAGUUGAAUGAUUUAAGAGGGAAGGAGGGUCUGGUUCACGUUUCACAAAUGGCAACUCAGCGAAUUAGCAAUGCUAAGGAUGUGGUGAAGAGGGAUCAGGAAGUUUAUGUGAAGGUGAUUUCAAUUUCAGGUCAGAAGUUGAGCCUUUCAAUGAGGGACGUUGAUCAACAUACAGGGAAGGAUUUGCUCCCCUUGAAGAAGAGCUCAGAGGAUGAUGCUCUUAGGACGAACCCAUCUUUUUCAAAGGAUGGACCUGUGACUAGGACUGGUCUUUCUGGGAUUAGGAUUGUGGAAGAGGAUGAUGUUGGCCCAUCACGCCGGCCAUUGAAGAGAAUGAGCUCGCCGGAGAAGUGGGAAGCCAAACAGUUGAUUGCCUCAGGUGUUUUGGGUGUUACAGAGUAUCCUAUGUAUGAUGAGGAAACCGAUGGGAUGCUUUAUCAAGAAGAGGGAGCUGAGGAAGAGCUUGAGAUUGAGCUCAAUGAGGAUGAGCCAACCUUUUUAAAUGGACAGAGCAGGUAUUCUGUUGAUAUGUCACCUGUGAAAAUCUUUAAGAAUCCAGAAGGGUCACUAGGUCGUGCAGCUGCUCUUCAGUCUGCACUCAUUAAGGAGCGUAGAGAAGUGCGUGAGCAGCAGCAAAGAACCAUGUUGGAUUCUAUCCCAAAGGAUCUCAAUCGUCCCUGGGAAGAUCCAAUGCCAGAGACUGGUGAGAGGCAUCUUGCACAAGAACUUAGAGGUGUUGGUUUGUCGGCAUAUGAUAUGCCUGAGUGGAAGAAGGAUGCUUUUGGGAAAACCAUCAGUUUUGGGCAGAGGUCUAAACUCUCAAUCCAGGAACAGAGGCAGAGCUUGCCUAUCUACAAGCUGAAGAAAGAAUUGAUUGCAGCGGUGCAUGAGAACCAAGUGCUUGUUGUCAUUGGUGAGACUGGUUCGGGUAAGACAACACAGGUAACGCAGUAUCUUGCAGAAGCGGGUUACACGACAAUGGGUAAGAUUGGUUGUACACAGCCACGUAGGGUGGCUGCCAUGUCCUUGGCCAAGAGGGUUGCUGAAGAGUUUGGUUGUCGUUUAGGAGAGGAAGUUGGUUAUGCAAUUCGUUUUGAGGAUUGCACUGGUCCAGAUACUGUCAUCAAGUACAUGACUGAUGGUAUGCUUCUUAGGGAGAUUUUGAUUGACGAGAACCUUUCUCAGUAUUCUGUGGUCAUGCUUGAUGAAGCUCAUGAGAGGACAAUCCACAAAGAUGUUCUUUUUGGACUACUGAAGAAGCUUGUGAAGCGGAGACCAGACCUUCGUUUGAUUGUCACAUCUGCUACUUUGGAUGCGGAGAAGUUUUCCGGUUAUUUCUUCAACUGUAACAUCUUCACUAUCCCUGGGAGAACUUUUCCUGUAGAGAUACUGUACACUAAACAGCCGGAAAGUGACUACCUUGAUGCAUGUCUAAUAACUGUUCUACAAAUACACUUGACAGAACCUGAAGGUGACAUCCUUCUUUUCUUGACUGGACAAGAAGAGAUUGAUUUUGCAUGCCAGUCUCUUUAUGAGAGGAUGAAAGGUCUUGGUAAAAAUGUCCCUGAGUUGAUUAUCCUACCAGUGUAUAGUGCCCUUCCUAGUGAAAUGCAGUCAAGGAUAUUUGAUCCUGCCCCACCUGGUAAGAGGAAAGUAGUUGUGUCUACUAAUAUUGCUGAGGCAUCACUGACCAUUGAUGGGAUAUUUUAUGUCAUUGAUCCUGGUUUUGCAAAGCAAAAUGUUUAUAACCCAAAGCAGGGAUUAGAUUCACUGGUCAUAACUCCAAUUUCCCAAGCAUCAGCCAAGCAAUGA
Prunus armeniaca (apricot) is the source of this 1833-nucleotide messenger RNA. The record is from the annotation of a GenBank genome assembly. Lineage: Eukaryota; Viridiplantae; Streptophyta; Magnoliopsida; Rosales; Rosaceae.